CGGAGGCAAAUCUAAGAAAGGUGGAGACUUCGGGAUAACUUCCUGCACAGUACUCUUACAAAUCAUACCUCAUACUUAAACAACAGUCCGACAUUAAAACCAAGUCGAAUGGAUUAACACAGCAAAAACACCCGCAAACGGACACGAUUUCUCGCACGAGUAGGAUUUACUGCUAGCAUCCAGGCUGCUAGCUAACAUCAGCCAGCAGGACGGCAGAUUGUACACAUCAGAUCAAGACGGUCUGGUAUCGAAGGACAGUAUGGUUGAGGUGGUGGUGGAGUAUGAAUAUGAUGCCGUCCACGAAGACGAGUUAACCCUCAGGCUUGGAGACGUGAUCAAAAAUGUGCGAAAAAGCGAAGAGGGAUGGAUGGAAGGAGAACUCAAUGGAAGACGAGGGCUCUUCCCAGACAACUUUGUAAAGGAGGUGAAGAAAGAGGAGCCAAAGACCAAAGAGGAGCCAAAGGAGGCUACAGAAGUGAAGGAGGUAAAAGAGGAGUCUCCGAUAAAGCGCCGAUCGUCGGGGAACGUUGCGAGUUUGGUGCAGCGGAUCAGCGUUUACGGCAUUCCGACCGGAGGAAUCGGAUUACAGCCCCACUCUCAACCACGUGCCUCAAAAAAGAAGCCCAAGAAGCGUCAGUGCAAAGCCCUGUUUGAAUACGUGCCUCAGAAUGAAGAUGAGCUGGAACUGAAGGUCGGAGAUAUCAUUGACAUCACAGAGGAGGUGGAGGAGGGCUGGUGGAACGGAACUAUGAAUGGGAAGUCUGGACUCUUUCCGUCUAACUUUGUCAAAGAAAUAGAAACAGCUGAAGACACGGAGACCAGCGACGUUACAGACGAGCCAGAUAACAGAGAUGGAACCUCCAGCCCCACGUCUCCUCAUCCGGGGAACGGAGUCAUGGCCCAGCCCAAGAAGGUUAAGGGCGUCGGCUUUGGUGACAUUUUCCGAGAUGCUUCCGUCAAACUCCACAAAGUCCAAAGACCGCCUUCUGAAAGCGAGGAAAAGAAAGAAAAACCAAUUCCAUCAUUACCAUCUGCCACAAAACCCAACCUCAUGAGCACUCCUGAGCAUCCAAAAGGAGAAAAAGAGACCGAGAACAAGGGAAAAGCAAAAGAAUACUGCAAGGUCUGCUUUCCAUAUGAUGCAACUAACCAAGAUGAGCUGGAUUUAAAAGAAGGUGACAUCGUCCUUUUAUUGAGCAAAGACACAGGAGAGCCGGGCUGGUGGAAAGGAGAGAUCAACGGACGACAGGGAGUUUUCCCAGACAACUUUGUGACUCUAUCUGACCAAGACAAAGAGACUCUCACCUCAAAAGGCUCCAUUAAAGCGUCUCCUAAGCCGGAAACAGAGGAGAAGCCAAAGAAGCCACCACCACCAUCCAAAACUCCAGUCCUGAAACCAGAGGCGCCCAUUGCGGACAAGAGGCAACCACAGCCACGGCCUGAUGAGAAAGCUCCCAAGCCUUUGCCAGAGAAACCCGCCAAACCUGCCGCCCCCAUCGUACCCCCUAAAAAACCUGUGCCUCCGAACAAGGGACUGUUGCGUCCAACAUCCGUCCACAAACCUCUUGUUCCGACGCCUGUCGCUAAGCAAGUACAAAAUGGAGAAGUUCCCCUUAUUCGACCGAAGUCGGAGGUCGAACCUGCACCCGCACCCAGCAAGCCAAAACCAACAGUUGUGGAUGGCUGUGAGAAGAAUUCAGACGUAGUCAAUCUCAUAAGUUUUGACGACGUCUCCUCUACCUCUGAGAAGUUAUCCCACCCCACCGCGAACCGACCAAAGAUGCCUGGGAGGAGACUGCCGGGUCACAGAGGCAAUUCUCCAACCAAGGACCCGGCCGAGAAACCUGAGAAAACCGAGAAAACUGAGAAACUGGAUGAAUUGGAUAUAACACCCUUAUUACCGAAGACAUCUGUCUCAUCACCAUUACCAUCUCCUGCACCUAAAGCAGCUACUCUUUUUACACCUGAGAUCAAACCAAAAGCUGACAAGGAGGAAGAAAAGAAAGGCUCUGAACUGGAGGACCUUAAGGCCCAGAUGAAGGAACUGAUGCUCUCUGUAGAGUUACUAAGGACACAACAAUUGAGAGAGCUGCAAGAACUCAGAGAAGAUCUCGAUGAAGAAAAGCAUAAACGAAUAUCCCUGCAGAUUGAGAUAGAAAAACUGAAGAAGAUGGUACAGUCAACGUGAAACCUGGCACCAAUCUGGACCGGAAUCUCCGCUGUUGCGUCACGGGUGUAGAACGACACCAGACGGAGGGAUAAAAGUCGUUUUUAAACUCGCUGACUUUCACAAAUUGUAAGAUUCACCUAUUUGCACAAAAUGAGUUUUUCUAAGUAAGAAAGGUUAGAAAGUGUAAUUACAACAGAUGUAUAUGUUUGUUUUCCUAUCUUUUUUUUUUGCCAACAUUAUACUUUUGAGGCCUUACUUAACUACUGUGCUGGAUAUGCAAUCUCCGCACUUAUUGAGAAGUGCAGCGAAAUAUGCAUUUAAUACUACUGAGUCUGUAUAAACGAUGGGGGAUUAUGUUGUUUCUUUGUUUUUUAUGACGUGGGUUAGUUUUUAAAGAAAACUAUUAUGAUCUCAGCAAUACUCUGUCUGUAUUAGCCUCUUUAGAUGAUUAUGAAAUGUAUGCUAUACUCUUGUUUCCAUUGCUGUUUCGAAAGGGAGAAUUGUUUUCAUUUGCUGUUUUCUAACAUUCCUAUCCAGGGUAACACUAUCGUGCCUGUUAAGAUUUUUACAAGUGUUAAUACUGAGAGCGCACAUACGUAUAAAUAUAUAUAUGUGUAUACUUAGAUUUACAGCAUGCUAUAUAUUUUUAUGGUCUAUUGAAUGUGGCAUUAUAAAGAAAUGUAUUGGGAUUAUUAAUCGUGUUUGGUUUAAAACGUUCAUCCCACCCACAAAACGAUAAGCUUGUGCUUUCAGUAGCUGAAUCAAUUCACCAGACAAUGAAAUAACAUGUAGUCCAUUUUGUUCUGGUUUAAUAUUGAUGGUCAAAUUGGAAAUAUUUACUUUUUUAUUCCGCAUCUCACUAUCUGUUUUAUCAUAAAGAAACAUAUUAGCAAAGUCUUCAUAUCACAUUUAUGCAUCAGAGCCUGCUAGUUCAAGUUUCUGGAUGAUUGCUUUGCUGGUUAAAACAUCUGGUAUGUUCUGAUGAAAUUCAGAUGUUGAAUACACCUCAGGUUAUAGAUCGGUGGCCAGGACAGAUGAAAUGGGCUCUCAGAUGAGGAACAUUUGGGAAAAGAGGAAGGAACAGUGUAGGGGAUAUGUCUAGUAUUUCUUCUGCUACAUUGUCAAAAACGAAUAGCUCAAAUAGCUUAAAAACAUGGCCUUUUAACAGUAAUCCAAAAUAGUGCAUAAGCACAUACUGAUACUCAACUGAGAUGAAAGGGAUAAUUUAUCCUAAAAUGAAAAUUCAAGAGAAGAUAUUUUAAUAAAUGUACAUGAGGGUGAGUAAAUGAAUGUUCAUUUUUGGGUGAGCUAUUCCUUAAACACAAUUUUGUCUUAAACAUGCAGUAAUAAGUGUACCCAUCUUAUUCUUUAGGCUUCUUAAUGCUUAAAUUAAAAAAACAAACAUGCAUGAACACAUUACUGAUCAAGAAUGGUUUAAGUGAGCGAGCGAGGGGCUGAAUAAGCGAAUGAGAGGGAGUGAGAGAGCUAGGAAUUGCAAGCUGCCUGCUGUUGACGCAGUAGGAAGAUAUAUUGAUCCCUAAAGCAAUAACAAACAUCUCUUUCCAGAUAUCCAUCUCUCUGUACAAUGAAUAUGUUCUUGUUCAAUAGUUCUCUUGUAGCUAUUUCAAAGCAUAACCCAUGGACAGACAUGAAAAACGCGUGUUAUCUGAAAUUGGGUAGAACACAUUCCACUUUGUUUCUUAAGAUCUGUUGUGCAUUCAGCAUCUCUCGAAUGAUCUUGUUUACAUGAUUUACUGAAUUGCAUGACCUGAGAUUUUUUCCAAACUAAAUAAAUAUGUUUAUUUACAGA
Molecule: messenger RNA, 3980 nt
Organism: Misgurnus anguillicaudatus (oriental weatherfish)
Lineage: Eukaryota; Metazoa; Chordata; Actinopteri; Cypriniformes; Cobitidae
Source: RefSeq, a predicted model, not a curated record